AAAUCGCACAAAUGGUUCUAUUAUAAAGUAAGUCGUACAGGGUGUUUGGAAAGUAACUGUGCAAUGUUAACAGCAUAUUUUGAGUCUAUUCCAGGGAAGCAGGUAAUUGGGGUGUUUAGAAACAAAACAAGAAGGGUCCAAGCCUGUAUUGAUGCUAGCGGGGGUCACUCCCAAAAUCAUUUAUAAUUGUCAUUUUUAUUUACCUCCUGGAUUCUAUACUGAAACAUGUCUUAAAAAUAUAUAUAAGUGUACAGUGACUUUCCAAACACCUUAUAUUAUCAUGAAUGUAUUUCCCAUUAUUAUGCAACAAAGACUUCAUAUAUUGCAUCAUAAACUGUGAAACAAAGUCAACAAUAACUAUUGUGAUGUCAUUAUAGUUUAACAUAACACAAUCUUUUUGCCAAAUCAUUAAAAUUAAAAUUGUUUAUUAUUUGCGCAUCAAUGUGCCUUAUUAACUUGUAAUAUCUGCACUUGUGUUUCUGAAAAUCUACUUUGUAUGUUAACAUGUUCCUUUUGCAUGGCAUGACAAUUAUGUGGCAAAGAACGGCAAACUUUGGUUUAAAUAUAGGAUUUUUUUAUUAUAAAUAUGAGCUCUGGAAGUCACAUAGUGAUAAUCAAAUUGAUAGAAUAAGUGCAAGUUGGGUUAUUGAAAUCAUUUUCCUGUGUACAAUAACACCUGCUUACAAGUAAUAGUUCCCACCCUACUGCUUAUAUGGUCCAUGUAUUAUAUACACCAUUGUAUGUAUUCCAUGUUAUGCAGUUGUAAGUUUUGCUAUAUAAGUUGUAUUAUUUCAUUUACUUGCUAUAUUUGUAUUUACAAUCGUGUACAAACAUCACACUUAGCUGCCAAACGGAAAAAACAGCAGCACUCUUAAUGACAUAGGUUUUGUUGUUUAGUGCUUACAUGAUGUACCACGUUGCUUGUAGAAUUAGCUGUUCAUUAGUUUAGUAUGAAGACACUGACAGUAAUUUGGUUCAUACAUACAUAUACAUAUAUGCAGUAUCUAAUUCUUUACUAUAAUUUGCUUUAUUUUUUUGGAUUUUUUUAAAAAACAUGACCUAAACCUUUGCUUCUAUAGAGUUAAGGUAUUUAGUUUAAGUUUUGUAAAUAAUGGACAGUCAAGUGAUCGGCACAAUUUGUACAACCAGGAGACAACGAGAUCGUAUCCGCUCCUCCCUCCACCUCCUCCUACUCUUCUCCUCCCCUCUCAUCCUCUCCUCCGUGCUGCUCCUCAUCCUCGUAAUUAUUUACCAUCUUCGUCCUUUCAUCGUGGCACGUGGCUUCACGCAAACAACAUGCACAGUGAUGGGGACUGAUGUGCUUCCCGUGCAAGUGAGCUGCAGCGCAGGCACAGAUGCGUUCACUCCAUGCGCAAGGAUUCACGUUUCUUAUUCAACGGGUGGAGAAUCCACCACACGAGGGAUACUGCUUGAGAACGAGCAAGCUUUGGUUAAUUGUAACCCGUGUUCGUACACGUUCGGAAAGUACGGCUUAUUCCACCGGGGGGAGUUAGAGUGCGGUGGUUGGAAAGAAAAUUUUGACCCAAAUGUUUGCGUGGAGCUUUUUCUCAAAGAAUUCGGCAACAACAAUUCAACCUACCCUUGUUACUUCAACCCACAUAAUGAAGAACAAGUUGUUCGACAACUUAAUGUAGAUGUUAACACAGUGAGCCACACACUUGCAUGGCCUCUACUUGCAUGUGUUGUAUACGCACUAUUGGCUGCAUUCGUGUCCUAUGAUGCCAAACAAAGAAGAUUACGGGAAAAAUCGUUAAAGAAAGUGAAGCAGAGCACGAGAAGUCACUUGUAUUUGAGCAGCAGUUACAAAAAGAAGAGAUUGAGUAUUUCCCUUGGUGUAAAACCACCAAAAGAUGGGCCAAGGAUUAAUGUAAACGCACACAACAUAGAAAUACAAUCGAAACGAAUCAGUGUGAGUGUACCGGCUCAUUUGCAUAACAUGACCUCUGACCUUUCACCUACUAUGGAUGACCCUGUGGUUUAUGAUGAUAUAUUGCUGGAGGUUCCAUGUGGAUUGGAUGAAGACUUUGAUAUGAGACAUUUAGAUCUUGCAGUUUCCGAAUACAACAUUGACAGUUUAACUGCAAACACAUCAUACUUUAACACACCCCUUGAGGAUUCAAUGCACUUUAACACACCCCUCCAAGGCGCACAUAACAACCCUGUAUUCUACAACACGCUACCACUACAAUGCAUCCAAGAACAUAGAACGGAUAACAGAUCUCGGUCGCAUGACUUCAUCGGGUUAGAUGAUGAUGUUUAUAAUGGUAUCCUAGCAUCUACUCCUGCUCCUCAAGAUGCAAUCUCCGUGACCAACAGCACAAUGAUCUCAGAGCAAGACAUUGACCUUUAUUACACUCUGUCUUCAAACUGUCGGCAAAAUUCUUCAGUGAUUCUCAAUCAUUCAAACAGGUCUGAAACCACUGUGUGAUCACAAUCAAUUGUGUUGCUAACAAUCACUUUGUUAUUUACUCACAAUAAGAUAAUGUUUCAAACUAAAGUAUUUAAACCUCAUAUUUUUACUGCACUGUUUAUUUUAAGUUUCCUAAAUUCUAGGACCAUUGGCGUGCCACAUAGGAUUUUACAUCAUAUUUUGUUACAAUUAAAAGUAACAUUGUGGAAAAACUCCAAUUGGGAAAUGCAUGGUUUGUAACUUUACAAGUGUUUUAAACCAUUGCAUUUAGGCCUCUGAUUCUCUUACUGCACUGUGUAUUUUAAGUUUUCCAAAUUCUACGCCCAAUGGCAUGCCACAUAGAAUUUCGAGUUUUCUGCAUAGUUUUGAGGCUACUUCAUUUCGGUUGUAACAGGGGUGUGGACACCCUACCCUGCCACCCCAGGUUCGGUGCCUAUAUUGUAUGUUUCAAAUCACACCUUCCAUGUUUUAUUUACCCACAAACUACCAACUUACUGUGUUAUAUUUUACCUCUUCAUUUUCUAACAAACAAGUCAAUUGCACACAUUUUUAUUUUUAUCGUUUUAGCCAAAAUAAACAAUAUUGAAAACA
This is a messenger RNA of Ciona intestinalis (vase tunicate), 3022 nucleotides long. The record is from RefSeq and is a predicted model, not a curated record. Lineage: Eukaryota; Metazoa; Chordata; Ascidiacea; Phlebobranchia; Cionidae.